UGCAGUGAACAAGACCCAAAUAUAUACGUACAACCUGCAGCCAUGGACAGUGGUCGGGAAAGCAGCAUUGGGAGCAGAGAAGUUGAGGCAGGGUCCAGCUGGGAUCGCCCUGGUCCCCCAUCUCUCUUCCUCCAGCUACCAAGCAACCAGACCCUACGUUUCCGUGGCAACAAGGCAGCAGCAUGGGGAGCUGCUUGGGAUGGGGCAGUGGAAGCCACAGUUGACCCUCAAGAACUUGUCCCAGAAUUUGCGGUGGGGGAGGAAGAGGAAGACAGCAGACCGCUGAAAGAGCUGCCCCUCCACCUUGAGGAGAAACGGAAACUCAGAGUUCUGCAGGAGCAGGCAGCCAGCAGACUCAGCGGUUGGAAGCUUUGGCGUAUGGGGAAGCAACAGACGCUACGUCGUCUCAAGUCUCAGGUGAAGUCAGCAGUCUCCUAUGCUGAGAUGUGGCGGAGCACACUUCACCACAUUGAAGGCCACUUUGGAACAGGAAUCCAGUCCUACUUUAACUUCCUGCGCUUCUUGGUCCUGAUGAAUUUUGUUGCCUCCCUGCUGGUGGUGGGAUUUGUGGUCGCUCCGAAUGUGGCAUUUGAACUGCAGGGCUUCAAUCAGACGAGUCACCAGAACAAAAGUUCAGUGAAUGCAUCUUGUCUCCAUUACAACCCCACACCUCAAGGCUUGGUCAGCUACUUUUCCUACAUCAUGGAUCUUCUGUCGGGCAAGGGUUUCAUGGAGCUCACCUACCUGUUCUAUGGCUACUACCAAAAUUCAGCUGUCGAUUUUGUUGGCUUCUCGUACAAUGUCCCUGUCGCAUAUCUGCUUACAGCGUUCUUCUACCUUCUCUUCUGCCUGACAUGGAUUGUACGGAGAUCAGUCUAUUGUCUCAAAUGCAGCCUGGUUAGCGAAGAUACUUCCCUUGGAUCAUACAGUAACAAAGUAUUUGCCGGCUGGGAUUUUGGCCUGAUGCAACACACAGCAGUGCAGUUAAAGCACAAGAGUAUUCGCUAUGAACUGCGGAUGGAUCUGGAAGAGGAGGCAGUUCGCAGAUGCCAGGCGGAGAUGACCACAGCACAGCGAGUCACUCUCUAUGCCCUCCGAGGCCUACUCAACUUUCUGGUUUUGGGGCUGCUAGGGGGAUCUUUUUACUGCAUCUUCCUGGCGACGACAUAUUCCCAGUGGCUGCAGGGAAGGACUGACUCCCCAGUCAAAGGCAAAUACUUUCUGGAGCUGCUGGUGAAUUAUCUCCCAUCGAUUGUCAUCACAGCUGCCAAUCUCAUUGUCCCAAUGAUCUUUGGGAUUAUUGUUCAACUAGAGAAAUAUCCGCUCAGCUUUGAAAUCAAAAUCACGCUUCUCAGGAAUGUCUUCCUCCGUCUUGCGAGCCUGGUGGUUCUCCUCAUGUCGCUUUGGACCCAGAUCACCUGUAAUGGGGACCAACAGAACCCUGCGUGUCAGAACUGUGGCUAUAACAAUCACCUUCACCCGUGCUGGGAGACCUCUGUGGGGCAGGAGAUGUACAAACUGCUGAUCUUCGACUUGCUUAUCAUGCUGCUUGUGAUGAUGUUUGUGGACUUUCCAAGAAAGAUGCUGGUGACUUACUUCCCCUCCUGCCCCUUGUUAAAAUUGUGGGGGCAACAGGAGUUCAUGGUGCCCUCCAACGUUCUGGACCUGGUGUACGGGCAGACCCUAUGCUGGACGGGUGCUCUUUUCUGCCCCCUGCUGCCUGUGCUCAACACCAUCAAGUACAUUGCAGUCUUCUACUUGAAAAAGCUAACCCUCUAUGCCAAUUGCCGUCCAGCUGAACGGACAUUCCGUUCCUCCAGUUCCAACUUCUUUUUCCUGUUGGUUUUGAUCUUGGGUUUGACUAUUUCCUGUGUCCCUGCCCUCUACAGCAUGUUUGUUUUGCCACCUUCAAAGGCCUGUGGCCCAUUCCGGGGUGAGCCCACUAUGUGGAACACUGUCAGCAGUGCUAUCUCUGAGUUACCCCACACUGCUCGGGACUUCCUGGGAUUUGUGAGCUCUGUGGCAUUUGCUGCACCCUUGUUCCUGCUACUGAGCAUCCUCAUGUUCUACCUCAAGGCACUGGCUGACUCCUAUAAUUCCAUGGUCAAAGGUCUUAAAGGGCAGCUCCGCUUGGAGGGUCAGGACAAACUUUUCCUGGUGAAACAGAUCUCGGAGAUGAGCCAGUGAACCACAAGGAUAUAUAACAGGAUCUAUUUUCUUCUCCUUGUCAGAAAGAAUGUUAGGAUAUCAUUGAUUUUUACUGUGUUGAUUCUCCAGAUGCUCUCCAAUGGCUGCAAAGACAGGAUUCUGGCCAAAUCUGCUCUACAACAAAUGUAUUUUUAUACCUUUAUGGGAGCCAGAAUGGUCCCUCGAACAUAGAUCCCUGACCCAGCAUUGAGAUGAAAUACCUUGGUAUAUAAAUGUGACACAAGAACCAAGCACCCGAUGGGAGUUAGGGAUUUGAUUUAAAUGCAGCGAACCAGAGAACUAUAGCUAUGUGGUAGAGCACAUGCAUUGCCUGUGGAAGAUUCCAGGUUCAAUCCCUGGCAUUGCCAGGUAGGAGUGGGAAAGACCCCACACUGAAACCCUGGAGAGGCCCUGCCAAACAGUGUUAACAGUACUGGAUUAGAUGGACCAACGGUCUGACUCAGUGCAAGGUUAUCUUGCUUACAUUUCUAGCUUUGUUCUGACAGAGAGUUUUAAAAUGUAGAAAAAGAGAAAGCAUUCAUAUUUUGAGCUUUGAAACUCAAAUUUGAAAUGUGAAUUUUCAGAGGUUUGAGUGGAAUUUGUACUUUCAUGAAGGGAUAAAACUAUUAUUACCUGGAUCUUGGAUUGCACUGUUUGUGUGCAGGUGCAGUUAGGCUUAGUUUUGGAAUGCAUUAACUGAGGUUUAAUAUCCGCAAUGGCUUUACCCUUAGUACAGUGGGAACAAUACUAUCUUUCUUUGCACGGUAGUUGUAAGCAUUAGUGAGGAAAAAGUAUUAAAGCACUUUGUGCCAUGUAAUAUGUAUAUAAUAAGGAAUAUAUAAAUACUGUAUUAUUACUUAUGGAUUACUAGUACAUUUAAUUAAUUUUUUUAUUCAGCAUUUUAAAUUUGCAAAGUAUAACUUUUAGCAUUAGGGCUAGGAAACCCUGGAGAAUUGCUGCUUGUCAGUAUAGACAAUAUUGAAUCUAUAAUAAUAAAUGGUCGGACUUCCCAUGUUUCUAAGAUCUAAGAUUUUUUUUCCUUUAGAACAGUUUAUCAUCAUCUGUACAUUUUAUGCAGAUUGUCAAUUAACUGACAAAUUUCUUUAAUUGGGUGGCAGUCUACUAAUGAAGGAGCCCCCAAGCAUUUGUUUAGGGAAAAGGUGGACAGAUUACAUAGUGGUAAACAAAUUUAUAGUUAUGACUUUGCUUUUGUCUUUCAUUUAUCUGAUAUAUCUUUAUCAUAUAUUUAUCUAUAUGGCGAGAAUGCUGCGGACACUAUGGGGCUAGAGUAGGUAGGAGGUAAUU
This is a messenger RNA of Rhineura floridana, 3492 nucleotides long. It is a transcript of the gene TMC4, whose product is annotated as transmembrane channel like 4. NCBI's taxonomy places the organism in Eukaryota, Metazoa, Chordata, Lepidosauria, Squamata, Rhineuridae. The transcript has 16 exons. Gene Ontology annotation, molecular function: mechanosensitive monoatomic ion channel activity. Gene Ontology annotation, cellular component: plasma membrane. The record is from RefSeq and is a predicted model, not a curated record. The coding region runs from base 43 to 2187 and encodes 714 amino acids.